This is a messenger RNA of Sodiomyces alkalinus F11, 537 nucleotides long. RefSeq lists its product as hypothetical. The coding region runs from base 1 to 537 and encodes 178 amino acids. Lineage: Eukaryota; Fungi; Ascomycota; Sordariomycetes; Glomerellales; Plectosphaerellaceae. The record is from RefSeq and is a predicted model, not a curated record. The transcript has 2 exons.
AUGCCUGCCAUGCCUAUGCCCAUGCUCUUUGCUCAUGCUCAUGCCCAGACCGGGAUCCGGGGCACACAUGCCAACCUUUACCCUUUACCCCCUACCCCCAACUUACUGUACACCCUGGACAAGAGCCGACCCCUUGUGAACGUUUCCUCUCCUACACUCUCUCUGUCUCUCGAUCUCUCAUUCACACUCUCUCAUACUGUAUCCGUACUCCAUAUACCUUCACCCUACCCCCUGGUCAUCCCCUCCCCCAACAAGGAGCUGUAUCUUUGUAGCCCAGUACAUUUCCUCCUCCUUAUGGAUACACCAUCCUCUUCUUGGAUUCGCCCCCAAAGUCCGGCCCAGGAGUCACCUCCAGGUGUUUUAUCAACACGUCCUAUCCCUUGUGCAAGUUCUCCUUUCCAGUCCAUAUUUUUGCUCUACAGUCUCUCGUCCAUUCAACGACACAUCAACGGCAUCGACGACACCUUUAGACUGAACCUGUUGCUAUUAGCAAGCGGAUUUGAUCUCUGGCGGAAAACCAUCAAGCAGCCUCUAUGA